AUGGAUCCAUUUGAUUGGUCGAGAAUCUAUAGGAGUAUCACAGCAGUGGGGAUAGGGAUGCAGAUGGGGGAUGAAACAAGUGUCGGAAAGCCGCGGGCUUAUAUAAACCGUGAAGAGAAGAUUCGUAUUCGCAGAGCAAGGUUUCCCGUUGUCGAAGAAAGAACCGUGUCUGUCGGAGGCUUUUGCCGACAAAUAGCUCUACCAGUCCACUCGAUAAGGGAGUAUCUCGAUCCUCAAGACAACAAGGUUACUGGAGUCAAUUCGACGAAGAAGAUCCGGAAGCGCUAAUGGAAAUAAUUCGGCUCGGUCACACUAUGAUCCGCAAUCCGGAGCUGGAAAAUAACAAACGAGGACUGGAUCUAGGUUUGAGUCGCGGGUUCAGCGGGUCUCAAGCGGCAAAACAUUUAAUGGGAUUAGCAGCGGCGAAUUAUGCCGGAGGUCCUGGUCGACGACGUCGUUCCGAACAGCCCUAGAUCAAGAAACACUGGUUCGCUUGAUUGAUCUCAUUUCGAUCUCAAGCUUUAACAUCAUAAAUGUUUACUUACACACGAAUUCGUUCGUUCGUCCGUUCGUUUCCCUGUCUUUUGCCUCUGCUGCAGAACAAAUUACAAAUCUGGUAAAUUUCAAAUUUAUUUUAGCCUCUGCAAGUUAGCAAAUCAGAUCUAAAUUAAAUCAAUUCCUAUGUUCGUACUUGUGAUUAAUCAUUUCUGCCUCACGUUCCUAUAUUUUUUUUUUUUUUUGU
This is a messenger RNA of Heterotrigona itama, 742 nucleotides long. NCBI's taxonomy places the organism in Eukaryota, Metazoa, Arthropoda, Insecta, Hymenoptera, Apidae. The record is from the annotation of a GenBank genome assembly.